UUUUACAUGCAUUGCUCUCUGAUAAUCUUCAUAGUUAGAACCGUGCGGCCAUUGUGGGACCACCACUGUUCAACCACACAACAGUGGCCAGUGGGGUCUCCUUCAGAAAUCAGAAAGAAGAUGCGAGUCCAACCGGCGCCAAAUAAAGUUCUUUCAUAUUCUUUGUUUUCAAACCAAAGGCUAGUCAGAAUGUAUAUUGCUACAUUUCAAAUGAAAUUACAUUAAUUUUUUGGCCUUUAUUUGACCGACUUGAUAGCUGCAUAUAUUACGGACGGACUUUUUCACGCAGCCAGCAAAGUUGGUAAGUUGACUUGACUAAAUCUUACCCAUUGCCAAAUUAUUUUACUCUAUUGGAUAAGCCGGCCAGUAUAUAUAUAUAUAUAUAUAUGUAUGGAAGAGCUACUUGAGAUUAUGUAAAUAUCAUUGCCAAGGAUUCUUAACUCCUACACGAUGGUUGCCCGAAUUUUAGUUUUUCUUGUAUUUGCUGUUGCUAUUGCAUCAGUAGAUUGCAACUCAGAAGGGGAAGCCCUUCAUGCCUGGAAAACCAAAUUGGUAGACCCUAACGGUGUCCUUCAGAGCUGGGAUCCAACGUUGGUUAAUCCAUGCACCUGGUAUCACGUUACUUGCAACGGUGAUAAUAGCGUCACAAGGGUUUUCAUGACAUGUUUCACAAUUGAAGGGACCUCGGCACUUUCGGGAAUUCUUGUCCCUCAGCUUGGAGCCUUGUCUAAUCUUCAAUAUUUGGAGGUAUACGGAAAUAACAUAAGUGGAGUCAUACCAACGGGUAUUGGUAACCUAACGAGACUGAUUAGCUUGGACCUGUACCAGAAUCAUCUCUCUGGGGUCAUUCCAUCAUCUCUUGGAAACUUGGUCUCCUUAAGGUUUUUGAGAUUGAACAGUAACAAGCUUAGUGGCGUAAUACCAGCAGAGGUCCUUCAGCUUGUUAGAUGGGGGAAUUUGAUGAUUUUGAAUGUAUCAGACAACCAGCUGGUAGGGAGUGCCCACCGCACAAACACAAGAAGAUUUGCAGUUACUAAAAUAAUACAAGAUUCAAGAGCUCGGAAGUAAAUGGCCAUGGCCAGGUAGCAUGCAGCUUUGGAAUAAAUUUGUAAUUUUUGAAGCCCAAUGUUCAUGCCAAUAAACCUCUCUACACAGAGGGCCAUUAUUUAUGUCAGUAAACCUACAUACUGAUUUGUAGCUCUUUUAUAGCUCCGACAUAUAUGCUUUGUUGAGUA
Molecule: messenger RNA, 1235 nt
Organism: Alnus glutinosa
Lineage: Eukaryota; Viridiplantae; Streptophyta; Magnoliopsida; Fagales; Betulaceae
Product: leucine-rich repeat protein 1-like
Exons: 7
Coding region: 451-1068 (205 amino acids)
Molecular function (GO): protein binding
Source: RefSeq, a predicted model, not a curated record